UAGAGCUGUCAUUGUUGUCACAUUCGACGAAUAACAAAGAAAUAUAGUUCAUACACCUUGGCUUUACUUCGAGUCCUCAUUAUUGAAGAGUGGCGACCUUGUUACAAUCAAAUGCCUCAAAUGCCGUUUUGUUUUUAUACACACGUCGGUAUGGCGUACGAUAUAUUAUUUGUUUGGUACUGUUUAUACGUUGCAAUUGUUUGUGCUAGCGGAAAUACAACAGCAACGAUUGAAAUCAAACGAGGUAGAUAUGAUAAAUUUACUCCUCAAAACGUACAUCUGGAAAGUCAAGGAUCUAAUCAAACAGCCGAAAAUCUAUGUAAGAGUUUUAAAGCUGAAUGUGAAAAUGAUGAAUGUAAAUAUUGCCAGUGUCGUGAAGAGGAUAGGAGCACAUUUCUGCUGGAAACUCCUACUACAGGCAAUUGUACUAAAGAUCAAGAUAUCAUACGUGAUUCAGUACCAAAUGGAAUUUUUUUUCUUCGAAAUCAAAAUUACGGUAAAUGUCUUACUAUAAAUGGAAAUCGCAUUGAAAAACUUUUUGGAACGGAUUGUAGCUCGUCUCUAAAUAUGCGUUGGAUAUGGUUAAAUGAAACGGGAAAAAUCCAACUUAUGAAUGUUAUGUCACUCCAAUGUCUUGAGUUUGUCAAGUCUUUGUCUACAUGUUCGCAUAAUAGAACAUUGGUUAAGCAUUCAGUAGUUAUGAAGCAAUGUGAUAGAACCAAUCGAAAACAGCAAAUCAAGACCUCUACACGUUAUAUAUUUGCCAAAAUGUGCGGCGGCCAAGCCAAUUUUUACCUUGAAAUCGACGAACAUAGUAAGGGAGCAAUAAGUAAGACACCCAGCUCGGGACAGACUUGGGAAAACAAGAAUGGAGAUCUGGACAGGAAAACAAUUACUUACAGAGGUUGCUACCGUUUUUCAAAUAAAAAGUUAAUGCUUUAUCUGGACAAAGACGAUUGCUCUAAGCCAUGUACUCGCAAUUUUUCUGCUCCAAUCUUCUCUGAGAACUCGCAAUGUAGCAUUAUAUGGUCGAAAUCCACCAUCAUGCGGAGUGAUAUGAUGUGGCAGAAAGUUACGAAAAUGACAAACAAGAAACCGAUUUCCAUCAAAACCAUUUCAAAAGACCUUAAAAUGUUAUUGAUCAAAGAAGAAGCGUUCGACAUAUUUAACAACUCACUGUUGAAGUUGGAAAUUUCCUGUGAAAACAAAACCAACGAGUCAAGCAAAGAGAAUCACUGCUUGCUUCUUAAGUUUAGAUCUCCGCCAAAAAAAGUGGGAUCAACGAUGACUGCAAUACCGUCAACAACAAUACUAACAGCAAAAAUGAUAGACACCACAGAGAUAGCAUCAACGACAACAGCAAAAAUGACAGACACCACAGAGAUAGCAUCAACAACAACAGCAAAAAUGACAGACACCACAGAGAUAGCAUCAACGACAACAGCGAAAAUGGCAGACGCCACAGAGAUAGCAUCAACGAAGCAACAGCGAAAAUGGCAGACGCCACAGAGAUAG
Messenger RNA from Dendronephthya gigantea, 1515 nucleotides. RefSeq lists its product as uncharacterized. The transcript has 5 exons. NCBI's taxonomy places the organism in Eukaryota, Metazoa, Cnidaria, Anthozoa, Malacalcyonacea, Nephtheidae. The coding region runs from base 112 to 1515 and encodes 467 amino acids. The record is from RefSeq and is a predicted model, not a curated record.